This is a messenger RNA of Parastagonospora nodorum SN15, 981 nucleotides long. RefSeq lists its product as hypothetical. Bases 1 to 981 code for a protein of 326 amino acids. The record is from RefSeq and is a predicted model, not a curated record. NCBI's taxonomy places the organism in Eukaryota, Fungi, Ascomycota, Dothideomycetes, Pleosporales, Phaeosphaeriaceae. The transcript has a single exon. Gene Ontology annotation, molecular function: catalytic activity.
AUGUCUACUAUGGCUACCGAGAAUAUAGAUCCAACUGCUUUGACUAAAACCUUCCACUGGUCAUUUCAGACAACCCAAAGAACGCAUCACUACAACAUCAAAUGGUGCUCCUUCGGCUGUAUUGGCCGCCAACAAGUCAUUCUUAUUCACGGCACCCCAUGGUCCUCACGCGUCUGGAAACCUCUUGCCCUAGCCCUUGCCAGGCAUUACCACGUCUUUCUUUUCGAUAGCCCCGGCUUCGGCGAUUCACCACCAGAGGAAGAAGUAUACGGAGAAUCCGACUCUUCCAGAACUGAGGUGGAAAGGCUCGAUGCCAACUUGGAGAGGCAGUCUCGGGCUUUCGCAGCGCUGUACAAGGAGUGGGAUAAUUUGCAUGGGAACUGGAAGCCUCAUGUUAUUGCGCACGACCAUGGGGGCUUGAUGGCCCUGCGCGCCUUCUCGAUCCAUGCCUGUCAAUUCGCAAGCCUUUGUCUGAUCGAUGUCGUCGCGAUAGGACCCUUUGGCCAGCCACUGUUCAAGACCGUCGCUGAGAACCCCCAAAUCUUCGAGAACCUACCAGACAGUGUCUUCGAGGGCAUAUUAGAGUCGUACAUACGGGACGCCGCUUUCAAAGACUUGUCCUCAGAGACCAUGGAGAUGCUCAAAGGGCGCUGGAAGUACGAAGACGGGAAGGUUGCGUUUGUUCGUCAGCUUUGUCAGGCGAAUUCGCGAACUACGGAGGAUGUCGAGCAUCUCUAUUGGUCAAUCGGAAGCGAGAUACCUGUUCAAAUCGUAUGGGGUGAGCAGGACCAAUGGAUACCGGUCGAGACUGCUGAGCGGCUUGCAAUGGCGCUUAAUGCGAAAAGAGUGGUGCGGAUUGAGGACGCCGGACAUCUUAUCAUGUACGACCAACCUGAAGCACUAGCUAUGGAGUUGGUAAACUGGCUGGUCAGUGUCAAACCACGUCCUCUGGCGAAUUUGUUGGCGGCACCAAGCGACUGA